Molecule: messenger RNA, 2098 nt
Organism: Haliaeetus leucocephalus (bald eagle)
Lineage: Eukaryota; Metazoa; Chordata; Aves; Accipitriformes; Accipitridae
Gene: SCNN1B
Product: sodium channel, non-voltage-gated 1, beta subunit
Exons: 13
Coding region: 1-1932 (643 amino acids)
Biological process (GO): sodium ion transmembrane transport
Cellular component (GO): membrane
Molecular function (GO): ligand-gated sodium channel activity
Source: RefSeq, a predicted model, not a curated record
AUGAACCUGAAGAAGUACUUUGUUCGUGCGCUGCACCGCCUGCAGAAGGGCCCUGGCUACACCUACAAGGAGCUGCUGGUCUGGUACUGCGACAACACCAACACCCACGGCCCGAAGCGCAUCAUCAAAGAAGGGCCAAAGAAGAAAUUAAUCUGGUUCUUCUUAACGCUGCUCUUUGCGUCUCUGGUCUUCUGGCAGUGGGGUAUCCUCAUCAACACCUACCUCUCCUAUAACGUCACUUCAACUCUCUCUAUUGGCUUUAAGACCAUGAAGUUCCCAGCAGUCACGGUCUGCAAUGCCAACCCUUUCAAAUACUCAGAGGUGAAGCAUCUGUUGAAAGAGCUGGACAGGCUCAUUGAAGCAGCGCUGGAAAGGAUCCUGCAGCCUGCACCGGGGAACAGCAGUGAGAACGCUUCACCACCGCUCGACCUGAGGCUCUGGCACCAGAUACCCCUGGUCCUCAUUGAUGAGCACGACAAAGACAACCCCGUCAUCCUGGACAUCUUUGAAAGCAACCAGACUGCUGCGGGCAACCAAACCGCUGCUCCACCUGCCCCAGCCAACACGACGUUGGAAGAAAAGAAGUACAAGUUGGCGGUGAAGCUGUGCAGCCAUCAGGGCUCCGACAACUGCACCUACAGGAACUUCACCAGCGCGGCGCAGGCGGUGACCGAGUGGUACAUCCUGCAGUCCACCAGCAUCCUCUCCAAAGUCCCUCUGCAAGAGAGAAUCAGGAUGGGCUACCAGGCAGAAGACAUGAUCCUGGCGUGUCUCUAUGGGGCCGAACCCUGCAACUACAAGAAUUUCACCCAAAUCUAUCACCCAGACCAUGGUAACUGCUACAUCUUUAACUGGGGCAUGGACGAAGAGGCUUUGAAUUCCUCCAACCCUGGAGCCGAGUUUGGGCUGAAGUUAAUUCUGGACAUCAGUCAGCAAGACUAUAUCCCCUACCUGUCAUCCGCUGCCGGGGCCAGGCUCAUGCUGCAUCAACAGAAGAGCUUCCCCUUCCUUAAGGAUCAGGGCAUCUAUGCAAUGGCGGGGACAGAAACCUCCAUCGGUGUGUUAGUGGAUGAACUGGAACGGAUGGGCUACCCCUACAGUGACUGCACCAAUAAUGGGUCUGAUGUCCCCGUAAAAAAUCUCUAUAGCCAGUAUAAUACUUCCUAUUCCAUCCAGGCUUGCCUGCGCUCUUGUUUCCAAAAUCACAUGACUGAAAUCUGUGGAUGUGGUCACUAUAUGUUUCCUUUACCUGAGGGGGUAAAUUAUUGCAAUAACGAAGAUAACCCAGGUUGGGCAUAUUGCUAUUCAUCACUGAGAUCAAGUAUAACACACAGACAGAUUUGUAUUGACUCUUGUAAGGAAACGUGCAACGACACGCAGUAUAAGAUGACCAUCUCCAUGGCAGACUGGCCCUCUGAAGCUUCAGAGGACUGGAUUUUCCAUAUUCUGUCUUAUGAAAGAGAUAUGUCAACAAAUGUGACUCUGGACAGAAAUGGGAUCAUCAAGCUGAACAUUUACUUCCAGGAGUACAACUACCGCACCAUCUCAGAGUCUGCUGCCACAACGAUCGUUUGGCUGCUGUCGAGCCUGGGAGGCCAGUUCGGGUUCUGGAUGGGGGGCUCGGUGCUGUGCCUCAUCGAGUUCGGGGAAAUCAUCAUCGACUCACUGUGGAUCACCGUCAUUAACGUGAUCAGCUGGUGCAAAGGCCUGAAGCAGAAGCGGGCGCAGGCACGGUACCCGGACGCGCCCCCGACGGUGUCGGAGCUGGUGGAGGCUCACACCAACCUGGGCUUCCAGCACGAGGACGCGGGUGCCCUCCCCAGGGACGAGGCGCUGCCCCCCGAGCCCGGCACCCCCCCGCCCAACUACGACUCGCUGCGCGUGCAGCCCCUCGACGUCCUCGGUCCUGACAGCGACGCAGAAACUGAGUGAGCAGCACGCCCCGGCACCUCCUGAUGGCAAGCUGCCAUCACCGUGCUCAGUUUGUCACUUGCUGAGCAAUCUCCUACUCUUUAUCGAAAUUAGGGAGGAACUAAAAAGCCCUGGCUGUGCUCCCCUCCCUGACGGUUCACUGUGAAGGAGCUCUGGCUAAUAAACC